UAAUGCCAGGCUGAUUUCUGCUGGCAGGACAUGGUGCGAGGGAACAGGUACAAAACCAUCCGCUGGAGCUUUGUGGAGUCGCUGGAGCCCCCCAGGGUGGUGCACGUGCGCUGUGAGGGCGUCCUGAACCGCGGCAACCUCUACGGGCAGGUGACCGUGAGGAUGCACAGCCGCCAGAUUUUGGCCAUCUAUGACCGCUUUGGGCGGCUCAUGUACGGCGGGGAGGAGAUUCCCAAGGAUGUUCUGGAAUAUGUUGUGUUUGAGAGGUACCUGGUGAACCCCUAUGGAACCUGGAGGAUGCACGGGAAGAUCAUCCCAGAGUGGGCCCCACCGAAGGAUCCCAUCAUUAAGACCGUGAUGAUUCCUGGCCCAGCCCCGGAUCCCUCACAGGAGCAAGAAACAGUGAAGUAGAAAGUUCUGGAACGUGGACAGGGGCAGCAAACAGGCCAGGAGGGAGGAUUGGGAAUGUGAUGGACGUGGCCGUGCCUUCAGGAGUGGGCUCCAGCCACUCCAAAUUUGUCCUUCAAGGAGCCAGAGGGGCUGGGAGCGGGACCUGGAUGAGCUCUGGGAAGAGCUGGGCUCUGUCCCACACUCUGUGCUGCAGCCUCACCCUCGCUGGCUUUCUGUGAGGAUGAGGAGCCUUGGGAGCAUCCACAGCCCACCCUCUGUCCUGAAUUCCAUGGGAGAGCCCUUGGAAUAUUUGUCACCUCCAUGGGAGGUGUCACAGAGCUGCUGCUCAGGCAUUAAAACUUCACCAGUG
Pyrgilauda ruficollis (rufous-necked snowfinch) is the source of this 760-nucleotide messenger RNA. It is a transcript of the gene MRPL45, whose product is annotated as mitochondrial ribosomal protein L45. Bases 31 to 411 code for a protein of 126 amino acids. Lineage: Eukaryota; Metazoa; Chordata; Aves; Passeriformes; Passeridae. The record is from RefSeq and is a predicted model, not a curated record. The transcript is spliced from 3 exons. Gene Ontology annotation, cellular component: mitochondrion.